UAACAAACAGAAUGUUAUCUGCAAAUUUUCUCUUCUUCUUCUUUUUGUUGACAUAAUAAUUAAUCUUCAAACACACAGUGAUGGGGGAUCUCUACGCUCUGGAUUUUGAUGGGGUCCUCUGCGACAGCUGCGGAGAGAGCUCUCUUUCUGCUGUCAAGGCUGCUAAAGUAAGAUGGCCGAGUCUGUUCAGUGGGGUGGAAUCAUCUCUGGAGGAUUGGAUUGUUGAUCAGAUGCAUAUAGUUCGACCGGUGGUAGAAACUGGAUACGAAAAUGUAUUACUUGUGAGGUUGCUGCUGGAGACCCAAAUUCCUUCUAUUCGGAAGUCUUCAGUCGCAGAGGGACUUACGGUUGAGGGAAUAUUGGAGAAUUGGAUGAAAAUAAAACCUGUAAUUAUGGAAGAAUGGAAUGAGAAUAGGGAUGAGCUAAUCGAUCUCUUUGGAAAGGUGAGGGAUGAGUGGAUGGAUAAUGACUUGGCUACCUGGAUAGGUGCAAACAGAUUUUAUCCUGGUGUUCCUGAUGCCCUGAAGUUUGCUAGUUCAAAGCUCUAUAUUGUCACAACAAAACAGAGCCGUUUUGCAGAUGCUUUACUUCGAGAGCUUGCCGGAGUAACUAUUCCUCCUGAAAGAAUCUAUGGUCUGGGAACUGGUCCAAAAGUAAAGGUGCUGAAGCAACUCCAAGACAUGCCAGAACACCAGGGCCUAACCCUUCACUUUGUUGAAGACCGACUUGCGACUCUGAAGAAUGUCAUUAAAGAGGCAGAAUUGGACAAAUGGAACCUCUAUCUAGGGGAUUGGGGCUAUAACACUCAAAAAGAGAGACAGGAGGCUGCAAGCAUUUCCAGGAUUCGCCU
Messenger RNA from Sesamum indicum (sesame), 850 nucleotides. RefSeq names its product ribosomal RNA small subunit methyltransferase G. The record is from RefSeq and is a predicted model, not a curated record. Gene Ontology annotation, molecular function: SNARE binding. NCBI's taxonomy places the organism in Eukaryota, Viridiplantae, Streptophyta, Magnoliopsida, Lamiales, Pedaliaceae. Gene Ontology annotation, biological process: SNARE complex assembly. Gene Ontology annotation, cellular component: lytic vacuole; endosome.